Molecule: messenger RNA, 1269 nt
Organism: Onychostoma macrolepis
Lineage: Eukaryota; Metazoa; Chordata; Actinopteri; Cypriniformes; Cyprinidae
Gene: carhsp1
Product: calcium regulated heat stable protein 1
Exons: 5
Coding region: 345-821 (158 amino acids)
Biological process (GO): regulation of mRNA stability
Cellular component (GO): cytoplasm
Molecular function (GO): mRNA 3'-UTR binding
Source: RefSeq, a predicted model, not a curated record
CAGAGUGAGACUAGAGACCAGCAAACGCCUGGCAACUACUUUCUAUCGUGGCUGCUUUUCGUUGUUUACCGUCUCCAACAGUCUACGAUUGCUUUCUUUGGCUCGUGCACAUUUGCUAACGUUUCAUCUGACCAUAGAAGCCAGUCCCAUUUGAAGUCCCAGUCGUGUCUGAUAACUGAAUAUGCUGGAGUUUGUUUUAGGAUGAGCGAGGAUAAUUUUUCUUGAAACCCUCCCAAACAACAUGUGGUGAUGAAAUCCUGCUGGAGAACCCAUUUCAGUCCAAAAAACUCAAGCUCCUCACCGUCUCUGUCUUCCCAGUAUCCUUUGAGUGUCCUACCAUCAGCAUGUCCUCAGACGCAUCAUCUCCUGUGAAGUCCACCACCCCUCCUCUGUCCCCGCUGUCUCCUGUCUCUCCAGUUUCCCCCAGCUCUCUGCGUCUGCCCGCCUGCCGCCAAAGAGACCGAUCACCCUCCCCUAUGAGGGGCUAUCUGAUUCCCAGCCCCCUGCCCACCCGCCGCAACCGCACGUGCUCAGCUGCAGCGCGUGCAGCCGAGGGUCCAGCCUUCACUGGGGUCUGCAAGUGCUUUUCACGUUCCAAAGGACAUGGUUUCAUCACGCCAUCGGAUGGAGGCAAUGACAUUUUUGUGCACAUAUCUGACAUCGAGGGUGAAUAUGUGCCUAUGGAAGGAGAUGAAGUUAGCUACAAGAUAUGCUCUAUUCCACCCAAACAUGAGAAGAUCCAGGCCGUGGAGGUGACCAUCACUCAUUUAGCACCAGGCACGAAGCAUGAGACCUGGUCUGGAGCGGUGGUUGAAUCCUGAGAUCCUCUCUUAACUCUGAACUGUGUGAUAGUGAUGUUAAAAUGGGUUUCUGUCCCUUUUCUGGAGGUUUGGGGGGGAUGGGAACGGGGCUGAAUGAAUGAUUGAAUGCCUUUAAGUGCUGUGUAACAUGACGCCACAAUUCCAAGAAAAAUAUAUAAAUACUGCAUCUGUUUUUCCUCCUUUCUGUUUUUUUGGGCUCAGGAGGGGAGUUUGUUUAAAAUUCUAUUGUUGGGUUUGUGGUUAAUAAUGUGGACUGAACAGCAGUCAGUUAUACUUACACUAACCAUCUGUAAAUCGCUGAUUGAUUUGAAUACUUUUAAGAACUGACUGCACAAUCUUAACGCAUAUCUAAAUUGCUAAAAUAUGUAAAUUUGCUUCUUUUUUUUUUUUGAAAAAAAAAAGUUGUCUGUGUAUGUCUACAUUGUGAAAAUAUAUCAUUUUGAUCAUU